AUGACAGAGCUUGAAAAGAAGAAGCGAAAAUGUUUUGUACCAGGUUGUACAAUUGUCACCUAUGUGCUGUCACGAAAUACUGAUGAAAUGAUCCGUCAUCCUUGCCUUCCCUGCACUUCCAGUUUCCUCAUCUAUUCCUUGUUUGAUAAUGAGCAUUCAAGGUUGGAAGGAGCGGAAAGGGAGAGAGGAUUGAAAGGGAGUUAUGCAGCAGGUGCAAGUGACCUUGGAGACAGCUGUGACUGGCUGCACCCCGGUACUACCAUGUGUUGUAGAAUGAUCUGUUAUAAACAGGCGAAAAAGUCUACCUAA
This is a messenger RNA of Loa loa (African eye worm), 309 nucleotides long. RefSeq lists its product as hypothetical. Lineage: Eukaryota; Metazoa; Nematoda; Chromadorea; Rhabditida; Onchocercidae. The record is from RefSeq and is a predicted model, not a curated record. Bases 1 to 309 code for a protein of 102 amino acids. The transcript is spliced from 2 exons.